This is a messenger RNA of Hyaloscypha bicolor E, 915 nucleotides long. Its product is annotated as 4-nitrophenylphosphatase-like protein. The transcript has 4 exons. The record is from RefSeq and is a predicted model, not a curated record. Gene Ontology annotation, molecular function: phosphoglycolate phosphatase activity; alkaline phosphatase activity. Bases 1 to 915 code for a protein of 304 amino acids. NCBI's taxonomy places the organism in Eukaryota, Fungi, Ascomycota, Leotiomycetes, Helotiales, Hyaloscyphaceae.
AUGGUACAACUUCCCAAGUAUCUCUCCGGAGAUCAAGCUUCCAUAAAUGAAUUCCUUGAUAAAUUCGACGUCUUCCUGCUUGACUGUGAUGGCGUCCUAUGGUCCGGAGACCACCUAUUCCCUGGGACGGUUGAGACGCUGGAGUUGUUGAGAUCCAAAGGCAAGCAAGUUGUUUUUGUUACCAACAACUCAACUAAAUCCCGAGCCGAUUAUCAGAAGAAACUCACGUCGAUGGGAAUACCUAGCAGUGUCGACGAAAUCUUCGCAUCCGCAUACUCCUCCGCAAUUUACAUCGCUCGGAUAUUGAAGGUUCCCCCACCAAAGAACAAAGUAUAUGUACUGGGAGAAAGCGGGAUUGAGACGGAGCUUAAAUCGGAAGGUAUCGAGUUUAUCGGAGGAACAGACCCAUCAUACAGGAGAGAUAUCACGCCCGAAGACUACAAAGGGAUUGCGGACGGGUCACUUCUGGACGACAAUGUUGGGAUUGUGCUGGCAGGCUUGGAUUUCCACGUCAACUACCUAAAGCUAUCACAUGCGUAUCAUUAUCUGGCUCGAGGUGCCAAAUUUCUGGUCACCAAUACCGACAGCACACUUCCUUCCAACCACACAUUCUUCCCAGGCGCAGGUUCUAUCUCGAUACCACUUAUCAAUAUGACCAGACAACAACCAACAGCUCUUGGAAAACCAAGCCAAGCUAUGAUGGACUCAAUAGAGGGAAAGUUCCAGUUUGACCGCAAGAGAACCUGCAUGGUUGGAGAUCGCUUAGAUACCGAUAUCAGAUUCGGAAUAGAGGGUAAGCUUGGAGGAACAUUGGCGGUCCUGACUGGUGUGAGCAAGAAAGAUGAGUGGGAGGCUGAAGGAGCUCCAGCCAUCCCAGCCUAUUACGUAGAGAAGUUGAGUGACUUGAGGGGAUAA